Helianthus annuus (common sunflower) is the source of this 1778-nucleotide messenger RNA. Its product is annotated as armadillo repeat-containing protein 6. The coding region runs from base 230 to 1618 and encodes 462 amino acids. Gene Ontology annotation, molecular function: protein binding. The record is from RefSeq and is a predicted model, not a curated record. NCBI's taxonomy places the organism in Eukaryota, Viridiplantae, Streptophyta, Magnoliopsida, Asterales, Asteraceae. The transcript has 7 exons.
AAAAGCCUUACACAAAAACAAAAAGGCAACACAAUCAAUCAAAGGUAAUAGGAGGGGGGAAAUGUAGAGGAAUUAUUUCCUUCCAAUAUAAGUUACUCGAAAUCAGACGGGAGUGGGUUUGUUUCCACCCUUCUAGUGGCGGAUUUGUAAUUUGAAUAUUCAAAAUACUCUCACUCACACUCUCAUUACCACCACCGCCAUUUUCUCCGGCAACCACCACCGGCACAACAUGGCCGCUGCAAAACCUACCGUCCGAUCAAUCUCUCAACAAGCAUUUAACGAAAUGGUUCAGGAAAACAUAGACGAUCUAGGUAUGGAUCCAGCAGAAGCCCUAGCCGACGCAAUCGAAACCCUAACUCUUCAAGGCGUAGAUCUCUCCGGCAUCGUCACCGAUACACUCCCCGGAGAAACUAAUCCGGUGAUCCAUUCGAUUGAUCGAAUCAAACAGUUACAGUUGCUGGAUUGGACCGAUGAAGCUGUUGUAGAUGAGGUUUUAGGGUUGUUGGAUGGCUUGGGUGAAUUGUUGCGUGUUGAGGGAUCUGGAAAUGGUGCAAUUGGUGCUAGAAAUGGUGGUGUGGAUGCUAUGUAUGAAGUUUGUUUGAAAGCUAGGGCUGGUGGUUGUGGUUCUGUGCUUGUGAAGGGUUUACAUGUGUUGGCUGCGUUUCUUCUUGAUCUUCAAAGUACAGAAACUUUUAGGCAACGCGGAGGACCAAAAAUGUUGAUUGAGAUCCUAAACAAAGAAACUGAAAAUGUGAAUAUUUUGAACAGUGGUUUUUCUGUUGUUGCCGCUGCUUCAACUGGUAAUGAGGUUAUUAAAGAAUCGUUUGUGGAAUUACACAUAGAUGAAUUAAUAGUUACAAUUAUGAAGAAACAUACAAUAGGGACCAUUCCCUGUUUAUAUGAUGCUAUCAGAGUGCUUUUGGCUGCUGAUGAUAACCGUGUAGUGGCUUCACAAGUUUAUGGCUAUGCUCGACAAUUUGCGAAAGUUGGAAUUGCUGAAGUUCUUGUGGAGUCGUUAAAGGAUGGAAUUAGCUCACCAGGUCUUGUGUCAGCAACUAUCGCACUAAAAGCCGUUGCAGUGAAUGAUGAAAUAUGCAGAUCGGUUGCUGAAAAGGGUGGUAUAGAUUCAUUGCUCAUUUGUAUUGAUGAAAGUGGUGUGCAAGGGAAUAAAAUUGUGGCUAAAGCUUGUUGCUCGUUAUUAUCAAAGUUGGCUGGAAGCGACUUUAACAAGAGUGCUAUUGUCGAAAGGGGAGGGUUGAAUAGACUUAUCACACUUUCUAGCAGACUUGCUGACGAUCCUUCUGUUCUCCAAGAGGUGAUGACUAUCAUAUGCACCCUGUGCCUGCGAUCACCCGCAAAUGCAUCUUUGGCAAUGGAAGCAGGAGCAGGAGACCUUGCUAUUCAAUCGAUGCAAAAGUUUCCUCUCUCAUAUCAACUGCAGAAAAACACUUGCCUUAUGAUCCGUAAUCUUGUCGCCAGAAAUCCAGAAAACAGGCCCGUUUUAUUGAGUAAUGGUAUCGAGAAGAUAAUAAGGAAUGCUAAGGAAAACCACAAAAGCUGUAAAGAUGCAGCCGUUGCUGCUCUUAGAGACUUGGGGCUUGAAAACUACAACUCUUAGGUGUGCGCCGCUCGAUCAUAUUUUGUUGCCUGAAACAGAUAAUUUUGUAUUAAUUUGGACUAUUGAUGUGAUAUAUGUGAUUCCCAUGAUGCCGAGGUUGAUUAAAACACUUUUUUUUUCAAUAUUAUUGAACAUACAUACCUUUUUUUUACGGGAAACA